AUGAACGCACCUGACAGAUUCGAGUCUUUCAUUCUCGGACCAGACGAAAAGAAGAUCGAGGAGAAGAUAGAUACUCGAAUGGCAAAUACCUCCUACUUUCACUUCAACAAAGAGGAUCAUACUUUGGCUAAUCUGCUUCGAUCGAAGCUAUUGUCAUCAGAACACGUCCUCUUCUCUGCCUACCGAGUGCCACAUCCGGUCUUUCCAACAUUCGAGCUACGUGUACAAACUGACGGCACCAUCUCACCCAAAGAAGCCCUCCUUGCUGCAUGCAGGAACCUUGUCAAAGACCUCAACGAGUUUGCCGGUGAAUUUAAGCGGGAGUAUGAGUUGCGGAAAAUGGUUGGUCAAGAUCAAAAUGGCAUAUAG
Messenger RNA from Lithohypha guttulata, 369 nucleotides. It is a transcript of the gene RPB11, whose product is annotated as DNA-directed RNA polymerase II core subunit. Gene Ontology annotation, molecular function: DNA binding; protein dimerization activity. The transcript is spliced from 4 exons. The coding region runs from base 1 to 369 and encodes 122 amino acids. Gene Ontology annotation, cellular component: RNA polymerase II, core complex. Lineage: Eukaryota; Fungi; Ascomycota; Eurotiomycetes; Chaetothyriales; Trichomeriaceae. Gene Ontology annotation, biological process: transcription by RNA polymerase II. The record is from RefSeq and is a predicted model, not a curated record.